Musca vetustissima is the source of this 1428-nucleotide messenger RNA. RefSeq names its product sialin. Gene Ontology annotation, biological process: monoatomic anion transport; transmembrane transport. Lineage: Eukaryota; Metazoa; Arthropoda; Insecta; Diptera; Muscidae. Bases 34 to 1428 code for a protein of 464 amino acids. Gene Ontology annotation, cellular component: plasma membrane. Gene Ontology annotation, molecular function: transmembrane transporter activity. The transcript is spliced from 7 exons. The record is from RefSeq and is a predicted model, not a curated record.
AAAAAACACACACAAAUAUUUUAAGAUAACAAAAUGGUGCACACAAAUUUACCAUCAUGGCUAAUAAUUCCAAAGCGCUUCAACAUAGCCGUUAUGUUAUUUAUGGCAUGUCUCAUGAGUUAUAUGAUGCGUGUCAAUUUAUCGAUAAAUAUCAUUGCUAUGGUUAAAAACACAGAUGCCAAUUCCACAGAAGAGUUGCCAGAUUAUGGUCCCCGCUAUGAUUGGAGUCAAAGUGAUCAGGCCAUGUUGUUGGGUGCCUUCUUCUAUGGUUAUAUGAUAACAUCCCUGCCAGCCGGUAUGUUGGCGGAAAAUUUCGGUGGUAAAAUUGUGGCGGGUAUAGCUUGUCUUUUGGCUGGUAUAUUAACGGCAUUGACACCCCUCGCCGCAGCCUGGAAUAUGUGGGCUGUGUGGGCCAUACGUUUUGGUAUUGGUUUUCUAACGGGUGUCGUAUAUCCAUGUUGCCAUAAUCUAGUCUCCAAAUGGGCCCCACCCGAUGAGAAAGGUAAAUUCGUGGCCUCUCUAAUGGGUGGCACCUUUGGUACUGUGAUAACCUGGCCGAUAAGUGGUGUCAUUAUUGAAAAUAUGGGUUGGGAUUGGGCCUUCUAUAUGGUGGGUAUAUUUGUCCUGAUUGUGGUCAUUGCUUGGUUUAUCGUUGUCGAUGACAGUCCUGCCCAGCAUUCAACCAUCAGUAUUAAGGAGAGGGAAUAUAUUGAAAAGAGUUUGGGCAACACGGUAUCCAACAAGAAGCGCUUCCCACCCUACAAAGCCCUGAUUGUGUCGCUGCCCUUCUGGUCACUCUUGUUGUUGCAUUACGGCAGCAUGUGGGGUCUCUUCUUCUUGAUUACGGCCACACCGAAAUUCUUAAGUGAAGUAUUGGGUUUCAAUCUGUCAUCAGCUGGUUUCUUGUCAUCCCUUCCUCACUUGGCCCGUUUGCUUUGUGCCUUUGGUUUUGGUUCAAUUGCCGAUUUGAUUAGACGUAAAAAUUGGCUGUCCGUUACUAAAAUGCGUAAAGUUUUCUGCUUACCUUCUCACGUCAUUCCUGGUAUAUUGUUGGUUAUCUUGGCCUUCUUCGGCAAGGAUCCCUAUGUUUGCGUGGCCAUUAUGACAAUUUCAUUGGGCUUCAAUGGUGCUGCUACUGCUUCCAAUUUGCAGAACAGCCAAGAUUUGGCGCCCAACUAUGCUGGUACCUUGUACGGUAUUAUUAAUUGUGUUGGUACCACACCUGGUAUUUUCUCACCGUUGAUUGUGGCAGCUUUCACAGAAGAAAAUAACACAAUCGAACAAUGGCAUUAUAUCUUCUUAAUCGGUGCCGCUGUUUACAUCAUUCCCGCCCUAAUUUACUGGGUCUUUGGUUCGGGUAAAAUCCAAAAAUGGAAUGAAUUAGAUACAACAUCUUCGAAAGAAGAAAUUGUCAAUACAAAAUUAUAA